This is a messenger RNA of Phytophthora infestans T30-4, 981 nucleotides long. RefSeq lists its product as uncharacterized. The transcript has 6 exons. Bases 1 to 981 code for a protein of 326 amino acids. The record is from RefSeq and is a predicted model, not a curated record. Lineage: Eukaryota; Oomycota; Peronosporomycetes; Peronosporales; Peronosporaceae.
AUGACUUCUGACUCGAGCUGGGUGGAGGAGCUCACGGACCAAUUGUACUUAGAUGACCCGAGUAAACAUUCACAAGCUCCGGAAUCCCUUUGUCAGUUGGUGAGCCCAGUACCUUUGUACAAGUACGAGUUCGUGGAUCCUGCAGCAAGUGACUAUAGCGCUGUCCGGCGCUCGGAUCGGGAAACCAGCGUAGAACCGGGCAUCUGUUUGAUUGACGACGCCCAGGUGGCUGAAGCGGGUGUCGUUCAAGGCGUUCUUGACGACCAGAGGCCGUUCGUGGUAGAUAGUGUUCGUAUCAUCGAACUCGAGUUGGUAAUCUCGUUCCAACAGAAGAAUGUACUGAACCAUCCGAGAGCACUGCAAACGCUUGAUAAACCUGUGAACGCACAGGUUAAUGGACUGAAGAAGUCUAUUCUAUUCGAGCGUCCUCGACUCACUCAGUCGCAGCUCAGCCAGUCGCAAUCACAGGCGAAUUGCAAGCAUCCGUUGAUUCAAAGUCAGCUCAACCUCAUAAAUGACAGUAGAAUUCACGACAUGCUCUUCAUUGACCGUCGUCAGCAACUCCACGAACACCUCGACUUUUUGAUUAACAACGUUGACCUGAACUCCGUGGCGAAGACGAACAUUGCCUCCGUGCCGGUUACUGUGAUGAACCUGACGCUGCGCGACUGCAAUAUUUCGACGCUCAGCAGUAGCUUCAUGCGCGAAUUGGAUCCAAUACCUGGACUUGUCGUGGAAAGCAUCCACACCGAAUUGGAAUCGCUAUACAUCCAGGGCAACGAGAUCAAGGACUUCAACGUAACCAAAGAUCAGUUCGCGCAGAUUCAAGGGUUUACAGCGUUUAUCAGUACGAGUGGAUCCCCAUGGAGCUCUACAGGCAGCAAGUCCAUACCUAAGGACAUGGUUUCGGCCGACAGCGACAACGUGCUUUUGUGCCAAACACCCGAUGACAUGGACAGCGCGGUUGCGGCUGUCGAUUAA